AUGGAUGUCAGUGUCGUGUCGGCUGUCCCAGCCUAUACCACCUUCGACUUCACCCCUGACUACCCGCUCAACACCUAUUGGGGACAAUCAGGUGUUGGUGAUACCCUUGGCCAGUACUGCACCUCAUCUGCCAUCGACUAUGUCACCAUUGCUUUCGUCAGCAACUCACCCGAGAACGGCAAUGGCACUGGCUAUCCCGGGACGAACUUUGCUGCUCACUGCGCUGCCGACGUAUAUGUGAAGGACGGUCAGAACUCGAAGCUUCUCAGCGGCUGUUCCUUCAUUAAGGAGGACAUCAAGACCUGCCAGAACUUGGGCAAGAAGAUCCUGCUGUCGAUUGGAGGAGAGUACUCCGAGAUAAACAACUACGCAGUCUCGACGGUCGAGAAUGGAAUCGAGUUUGCAGACUUCAUGAUGGAUGCUUUCGGGCCUUUUGUAGAGGGAUACGAGGGCCCCAGACCCUUCGACCAGAGCGAUGCGGACCACACCUGUCUCGACGGUUUCGACUUCGAUGUUGAGAAGAAGUUUGAUGACCAAGCCCCUUAUGUGGCAAUGGUGAACCAACUUCGCGAGCGGAUCGAGGCAUGCGACAAAGACAUCAUCCUGACCGCAGCUCCCCAAUGUCCCACGAGCGACGAGUACUUCCAAAUGAAGACCAUCCUCACGGAGGCCAAGUUCGACAAGAUCUGGAUUCAAUUUUACAACAACCCGAUCUGCGACGCAGUCAAUGGCGGAUUCAACUACGAUGAUUGGGAGGACUUCAUCGUGGGCACUGCCAACGAGGACACGGAACUCUUCAUCGGUCUCCCUGCCAGCACCGACGCCGCACAGGGUGGUAGCGGCUACAUCGGCGCAGACGAUGCCAAGGAGCUAAUCUGCGAGUACAAGACCAAGAAGCACUUUGGUGGUAUGAUGCUCUUCGAUGCCAAUUACGCGUACCAGAACGUUGUGGACGGCAAGAAUUACUACGAGGGAGUUUCUGAGGCCCUAAAGUGCGGUGGCUGCCUUGGGGAUAUCUGCCAGCCGACGCUCCCGACCUCGACCAGCUCUACCGUGUCUUCGACUAGCACUUCGAGCAUUGCCUCGACUUCGUCUUCUGCUCUCGCAUCCUCAACAUCUAGCUCGGCGUCUAGCGCGAUAACUUCGAGUAGCAUCUCGAGCUCGAGCGCAGGAGUUACAUUCUCAAGUAUCACCAGCUCCAGCGUUGGUUCCUCUUCGAGCUCGAUUGCCUCUUCCUCGAGCUCCGUUGUCUCCUCAAGCCAUGCGACAUCAAGCAUCGCUACGUCAAGUUACGCAACCUCAAGCACUGCUUCAUCUAGCCAUGCCGUUUCACGUACUGCUUCCUCUAGCUAUGCCACUUCUAGCAGCGCUACGUCCAGCCAUGCCAUCUCAAGCACUGCUUCAUCAAGCCAUGCCACAAGCUCCAGCAUCACUUCAUCAAGCCAUGCCACGAGCUCAAGCAUCGCUUCCUCAAGCCAUACCACGAGCUCUAGCAGCGUUACCUCCAGCCAUGCUACGAGCUCCAGCAUCGCUACGUCAAGCCAUGCUACUUCAAGCACUGCUUCCUCGAGUCAUGCCACAUCCAGCACCGCUUCCUCAAGUUAUGUCACCUCCAGCCAUACCACUUCAAGCACCGCUUUCUCGAGCCAUGUAACGUCAAGCAGUUCUAUAUCGAGGGGUACCAGCAGCCAUGCUACUUCAAGCACUGCUUCGUCUAGCCAUGCCACGAGCUCCAGCAGCGCUUCCUCAAGCCAUGCUACGUCCAGCGUCGCUUCCUCUGCCACAUCCAGCACCGCUUCCCCGAGCCAUGUAACGUCAAGCCAUACUACCUCAAGCAGCACUAGCAGCCAUGCUACGUCCAGCCCUGCAACAUCCAGCACCGCUACCUCGAGCCAUGCCAUCACCUCAAGCUCAAACAUUUCUACCUCUAGCCAUACCACCUCCAGCUAUGCGAGUUCAAGCCAUACCACAUCAAGCAUCGAUACCACGAGCAGAUCCUCAUCGCAUGUCACCAGCAGUAGCGCUAUUCCAUCAACCACUGGAAGCUCUAUUGCUUCAUCCAGCUCGUCAACAGCUUCAUCCCACAGCGAGACCUUGAGCUCGUUCAUUGUGUUGUCCAGUGCUAGCGCGUCGUCGUCCACCACCGCAUCGUCAGUCAGCUCUCAUAUCGCUAGCACGAGCAGCUACCCGACAAUCACGACCUCUUCUAGCACAUCGGGUUCUUCCUCAUCGUACCCUGCUGCGUCUGGCACAGUCACCAGAAGCUCUUCUGUCAGCGCUUCAGCUACGCAGUCGUCGCCCUUCAUCACCACCUCGUCAUCAGUGGGCUUAACUACCAGCACCAUCAUGACGACCAUCUCCUACACUGUCACCUCAUGUGCUCCCACAGUGACCAACUGCCCUGCCAGGGGCUCUGUGGUCACCGAGACCAUUGCCCUGUACACUACCGUUUGCCCCGUCACCGAGGCCCAGCAGCCGACCAGUGUCCCCAUGACCACCAGCACUAUCUACUCCACUCAGAUCAGCACCGUCACCAAAUGCCCUCCCUCCGUCACAAACUGCCCGGUCGGCUCCAUGACAACUAAGACGAUUGCGGUCAGCACCACUGUCUGCCCCGUCACCGAGACCGAGAAGCCAACCAGCGUUCCCAUGACCACAAGCACUAUCUACAGUACCAAGACCGCCACCAUCACGAAGUGCCCAGCCUCGGUCACCAACUGCCCUGUCGACUCUGUCACCACCGAGAUCAUCGCUAUUAGUACAACGGUAUGCCCCAUCACCGAGACCGAGACCGCCACUUCCAUGACCAAGCCGGUGAUCCCAACCGGCUACCCUGCCGCCGGCUCCGAAACAGCGACCACCGAGAUCGCGGCCACAGCAGCGCCCAGCUACCCAGCAGGCGGUUCAGAAUCCAAAUCAUCGGAGACAACGGCCGUUGCAUUCCCCACGUACCCCGGCGGCAACGCCAAGGCCGAGGCCUCGAACACCGAGGCCGUAGCUGCGCCCACCUACCCGGCCGGCCAGCCCUCGGCCGCCUCCGAGUCGGCCAGUGCAACAGAACUCUGCAACGGCGCCGCCUGCCACACCACCACCGCUGUCGUCAUGGUGGCUGUCUACCCGACCGCAUUGGCCAGCAGCAACAACACCAUGAUGUCCUACGUCGGCACGGCUCUGCCGCCGUCCCCGACUAAGGGCAGUGCUAGUACCACCACCGCUUGCUCGGGAGCGGGCUGCGCUCCGGCGGCCACGAGCGCGGUCGUUACUGCCGGGUCGGCGCAGACGGCUGCUUUCAGCCUUGGUGGGCUGCUUUUGGCUGCCUUCCUGGUGCUGUAA
Anthostomella pinea is the source of this 3333-nucleotide messenger RNA. The record is from the annotation of a GenBank genome assembly. Lineage: Eukaryota; Fungi; Ascomycota; Sordariomycetes; Xylariales; Xylariaceae.